Lampris incognitus (smalleye Pacific opah) is the source of this 1536-nucleotide messenger RNA. It is a transcript of the gene lpcat1, whose product is annotated as lysophosphatidylcholine acyltransferase 1. Lineage: Eukaryota; Metazoa; Chordata; Actinopteri; Lampriformes; Lampridae. The record is from RefSeq and is a predicted model, not a curated record. The coding region runs from base 1 to 1536 and encodes 511 amino acids. The transcript has 14 exons.
AUGAAGUUGUCAACCAAUCAGCCCUGCAGGGCAGACGGAGAGGGCUCCGAGUCGGAUCCCCCCCUGCCAAACCCCUUCGUUCACGAGCUGAAAUUCAACCUGGCGGAGAAAAUCAGGAUAGCGCUGAUGUCUAUGACGGUAUUCCCUGUUCGGCUGCUGUUGGUGGCCUUCCUCAUGCUCCUGGCCUGGCCAUUUGCCUUCAUGGCCUCCCUAGGACGCUCUCGGUUUACUGUGGAGCCACAGUCAUGGUGGAGGAGGCUAGUUGACCUCUCCCUGCGGGUGAUCAUGCGGGUCAUGUGGUUCUGCGGAGGUUUCCAUUGGAUUACAGUGAAAGGGAAGCGGGCGAUGCCCUCUGAGGCGCCCAUUCUCACCCUGGCACCACACUCCUCUUACUUUGACGCCAUCCCUGUCACCAUGACGAUGGGCUCUAUAGUCACCAAACUGGAGAGCAAGAGCAUCCCUGUCUGGGGCACUCUGAUCAACUACAUCAGGCCCGUAUUUGUGUUCCGCUCUGACCAGGAUUCUAGGAGGAGGACUGUGGAUGAGAUCAAGCGGAGAGCUCACUCCAGAGGGGAGUGGCCCCAGAUCAUGAUAUUCCCUGAGGGAACGUGCACCAACAGAUCGGGCCUCAUCAGAUUCAAACCCGGUGCAUUUAUACCAGCGCUUCCAGUGCAGCCAGUGGUCCUCCGGUACCCCAACAAACUGGAUACUGUUACUUGGACGUGGCAAGGUCCUGGAGCGUUCAAAAUCCUGUGGCUUACUCUGUGCCAAAUACAUAACCCUAUGGAAAUAGAGUAUCUACCUGUGUACACUCCUUCAGAUGAAGAAAAAAGCGACGCUGCUUUGUUUGCCAAUAACGUCAGGCAGCUCAUGGCCAGUGCGCUGAAGCUGCCGCUCACAGACCUGUCCUUCGACGACUGCCAGCUGAGUCUGUCACGGGGCCCCCUGGGUAUCCCCUCCAACAGCAGCCUGCUGACGUUCAACCGCCUGGUGUGUCGUUUGGGGCUGAGAGCAGGGACCACAGACCAGAUGCUGGAGCAGCAGGCUACCAGAGCCAGAAAGCUGCAUGAUGACAGGCUGGGCCAGGAGGACUUUGCCCUGUACCUCAACCUGCCAAUCACAGAUACACUCUCACAAGUGCACAGCCUCUUCAACCAGGAUGGAGAUGGACGGAUUGAUAUCAGGCAGUAUGUACUCGCCCUGUCUGUCGUUCGCCGACCAUUUAAAGCCAUGGAAACCCUCAAACUGGCCUUUAAGAUGUAUGCGAGUGAGGAAAAUGGGACGGUUGAGGAGGAGGACCUGGACACCAUCUUGAAAACAAUGUUGGGAACGACGGAGGUGGAUUUGACUCGACUCUUCGUAGCGGUGGACCCAGACAUCACAGGGAAGUUUACAUACGAUGACCUCCACCAUUUUAUUAAGCAGCAUCCAGACUUUGACCAGCAGUUCAUCACCUACUCCAACGUCCCCCGCCGUGGCUGUUUCAGCCGGAGCAACGGCUACGACAGCCAGACCCACAAAAGGAAGAACGACUGA